This is a messenger RNA of Cadophora gregata, 567 nucleotides long. RefSeq lists its product as uncharacterized. The coding region runs from base 1 to 567 and encodes 188 amino acids. Lineage: Eukaryota; Fungi; Ascomycota; Leotiomycetes; Helotiales; Ploettnerulaceae. Gene Ontology annotation, molecular function: microtubule binding; calcium ion binding. Gene Ontology annotation, cellular component: half bridge of spindle pole body; mitotic spindle pole body. The record is from RefSeq and is a predicted model, not a curated record. The transcript has 3 exons. Gene Ontology annotation, biological process: spindle pole body duplication.
AUGCCACCAAAACGCCGCGCUGCAGAGCCGGCCGAGGCAUCGACAACUCCUCAGCGACCCUCGAAACUCGCAAAGGAGCACAACAUCACAGCAGCAGAGGAGUCAGAAAUUAAGGAUGCUUUCUUGAUAUUCCAGCAGACAAGAAAAGGCGAGAAGGAGAAAGUCAUCCCAAUCCAAGAUGUGCGGAGAGCUAUGAAAGCCCUCGGCAUCCCCCCCACCACCAAAGAAAACGAAGAAUUCACCAGAAUCCUCGACCCCGACGACGACGGCUACGCCCUCUACAGUUCCUUCGUGGCAAUCUGCGCCCUGAAAUUCCACAGCCGGUCCCGCACGUCCGAUUCGCAUAACAAGGAGGUCGACGAGGCGUUUGCGAUGUUUGGUGUUAAGGGGGAUGGUAAGAUUACGUUGUCGACGCUGAGGAAGGUGGCGAGUAUGCUGAAGGAGGAGGUGGACGAUGAGUUGUUGAGGAGGAUGAUUCUGGAGGCGAAUGGGGGCGCGGGGGUUGCGCAGGGGGUGGAUAGGGAUGAGUUUGAGGGGAUUAUGAGGAGGGCGGGGGUGUGGAGGUGA